AUGUGUUGUCAUCCCCAGUACAGUAAGAUGGAGAAAGGGAGGUGAUAAAUGGGGGAUAGGGUGGAGCAGAGCCACUAUUUCCCUAUAAUCCUUCUCCUUGAUGCAUGGGCUGGAUGUGUGGCAGAGAGAGCGAGGCAAGAGAGUAUGGGAAACACCGCCGAGCUUCCAGACGGAAACAAAGGGUUGCAGUGGAGACAGAGUGGAGUUAGAUCUCAAAUCCCUUUCCAACAUCAGGCAGGAAUAGACACACCAGUACGGUGGGAGGCAUUCUUGCAAACAUAAGUAAAGCAGCGAGCAGGGUAGCAAUCCAAGCACAUUUACAAGAAGGAGGCAGGGAGGGAGAGGGAGGAGAGAGCGCAGAUCUAUUAGAAAAGGAAGGGGGGGGGGGUGUUGCAUGCUCACAGAGUGUGACAGAGCUAGAGCGAUUCCAUGAGCGAGAAAGAGACAGAGAAAGAGAGGGAGAGCACAAAGCGGAGAUGAGAAGCAAACACUGAGAUAGAAGUAGUUGGCAGGACUGAGAUCUGCACACAAACGUGAGCAAAGGAGGGGAAGGAGGAAGAGAGUGGCGGUUGAUGGAGAACAGGAGGAGGGUUAGAGAGGGAUGCAAGAUGAUGGAGCCCAGAAAUAGGCUUCUCAGGACAGCUUUUCAUCCCCGCUCUAUGCGGCAGACAUGACUCUGGGCAUUGGCCUGUGCUGAAAUUAGCCAGGGGGACAACGCAGGACAGCAGGUCUGCAGCACACUGCCUUGGUUCAGCAUCACUGGAUGCAGCAAGGCAGCUGAUUUAUUACUGAGGGGCUGGGUGGCAGCGUGUUUGUGCAGGUUUGUGUGUACGGCUCUGAGUGUGCGGCUCUGAGUGUGUGUGUGUGUGUGUGUGUGUGUAUGCAGGUUUUUAUUGGUCCUUGUAGCGCUUGGAGCUGUGGAGCGACAAUUCCUCCAGUCGUAAAAUGACAUUUAGCAGGCGGCAGCUUUGUGUCCUGGUGGGGAUCUGCAGUCCUUAGUAGGAAGUGGGUGAGUGGGAUUCCAAGCUGUCAUUGAGUGCAAGUGUGUGUGUUUAUGGUGCUGUUUGUUGAGGUGAGCCAAGGAGGAUCAGAUAUGCAGCGUGCGUGUGUUAAGGUUAGAGCAGCAAAUGUGCAGUAAAGGCAAAGAUUCUACACAAUGCAAGGACGAGCGCAGAACAGCACUGAUGGCAGGAAGUGCAGGUAGAGUACAAGGAGUGCCCUGGGGGUAGGGUGGAGGACGAAGGCGGGCACAGAGGAGGAAGAGACAGAGGAGAAUAGAACAAGGGGACGGAGAGAGGCAAAUGGAAAAGAGAGGGUGAUCAUGGCUGUCAUACAGUGAGCUAUAGCAUAUGCUGUAGUGCAGAACAGAGUGGUGCGGCAGGGGGAGGACAAGCAUCACUACGCAGGGGAGGGGGAGAGACUGAGGGAGAGAGGAGGGGUAGGCAAUCAGCACAGCACCUCUCCUCCACCAGGAAGAGAAGCACAGCGGGACAGGCCCAUGAGAAGACACUCACUUACCCACACACAGUCAAAGGCGCACUGACGCGUGGCCACGUCAACGUGUAGAGGUCAAAAGGGAGCUGGUGCGGGACGGGAGUUGGGUGUACCCCCGCUGGCCGGCAGGUCCACAAGAGGGCAGGCCGGUCCUGGGAAGAUAUAGAAGAAGGAGUCCGCUGUCCAGUGGUCUUCACAAGUCCUGUUUCUUCUGACAGCCGUGCCACCUCUCCAUCACCAUGGGGGAAUGGACCAUUUUGGAGAGGCUGCUGGAGGCUGCUGUCCAGCAGCACUCUACCAUGAUUGGAAGGUGGCCAGAAAAAGGAGACCAAAGGGAUGUCCGUGUUGCUCUGUUUCUGCUGGAUUUGAUCCUGCUGACAGUGGUGGUGAUUUUCCGUAUCCUGAUAGUAGGCAUAGUGGGGGAGAAGGUGUACGAGGAUGAGCAAAUCAUGUUCAUCUGUAACACCAUGCAGCCCGGCUGCAACCAGGCUUGUUAUGAUAAGGCCUUCCCCAUCUCGCACAUCCGCUACUGGGUCUUUCAGAUCAUCUUGGUGUGCACGCCCAGCCUGUGCUUCAUCACGUAUUCCGUUCACCAGUCUGCCAAAGCACGUGACCGAAGCUACUCUCUCCUGCAUCCUUACAUGGAUCACCAUGGUCACGGUCACCACGGCCGCCAUCAUGACCAUCACGCUCGCAAGCUACACUCUCGCAACAUUAAUGGCAUCCUGGUGCACCCUGACAGCAGUAAGGAGGAUCAUGACUGCCUGGAGGUCAAAGAGAUCCCCAACGGACCCCGAGGCUUCCCUCAACACAAGAGUGCCAAAGUGCGACGACAGGAAGGCAUCUCCCGUUUCUACGUCAUCCAGGUGGUUUUCCGCAACGCGCUGGAGAUCGGCUUCUUGGCCGGCCAGUACUUCCUGUACGGCUUUAAUGUGCCAGGGAUGUUUGAGUGUGAUCGCUACCCAUGCGUAAAGGAGGUGGAGUGUUACGUGUCUCGUCCCACAGAAAAGACCGUGUUUCUGGUCUUUAUGUUUGCAGUAAGCGGCAUAUGUGUGCUGCUCAAUCUGGCUGAGCUAAACCACCUCGGCUGGAGGAAGAUAAAGACGGCCAUGCAAGGGGUGCAGGCCCGAAGGAAGUCCAUCUGUGAAGUGCGCAAGAAGGAUGUUUCCCACCUGUCCCAGGCCCCAAACCUGGGCAGGACCCAGUCUAGUGAGUCAGCCUACGUCUGACAGAGGUUUCUCUGCCUGGGGGCUCAAGGACCUCUUACAUUUUGGAGCUUUUCCCUGGCCCAAGACCCCGAUUAUUAGGGCACAAAACUCACAUAUGCAUUAUUAUUCAGGAGCACAGACGGACUCAAAGAGACUGUGUAGUCACGAGGAAGCAUCAGUUCACAAAGUCUUUGACACUUUGGGAGCGAAGACUCACCUUCUUAAAAAGACAACUGUUUUGCUUUAACAAAGCUUACACCUAAAGCUUAGACGAUGGAGAGUUUUGCUCUGCCUAGGUGACACUAGGUGCCUUCAAAGAACAGAUUUAACUGAGCAAUUACUAACAAUAUUAAAAUCUUGUAAAGAUAGUCUGAGGUUGAAUUAUCUGAAGUUCUUUAUUAUUCGCCUUUGCUGUAGGUCAGAAAUAAUCCCCUCAUUUUUCAAUUAUAUGUGCAUAUGCAAGAGCUUAAGCGUGUGCAUGCAUACGCAUGUGUGGGAAAAAAAGUUAAUGUCUGACACAAGUCAGAAAAUUGAAUGCUAAGCUAAUUUGAGCUACUUAGGGAAAGAUAAUGUUAUUUCGCAUUUUCCAUGAUAGUCGAGUAAAGUCACUCGGCGGACAAACAAGCACCUUUUUAAACACGUUCUGCAAAACGUACACAGAUCCAAACACAAAAAAACAACUGCAUUAAUAUCAGCAGACACUGGAACACAACAUUUCUUGUCAGUGUACCAGGCUUUUUUCUAAAAAAAACUGUCACUAUUCUUCAUAUUCUUUGUUUCAUUAGGUGCCAAUCAGAUGGCAGACUAACAUUGCCUGGGAGUUUUUGUCGAAAAUGAGACACAUGGUGCACUGCAGAUGAGUUAGAUUUACUUUCCAACACUGUGUCACGCACCACAAUGCUCCCAAUGCCUGCAAGGCAUGCUGUUUACUCUCAGAACCCACUGAAAACAGUCAGGGAAAGUGUGCCAGUGUUUCCACUUUGGCUCUUGAAGUGUGAUUGCUGUCUAAGGGGCUGAAUGGAGUUAUUUAAAGAUUUUUUUCAGUUAAACAGGAAAACGUAUUGUAGUCACAAAUAUUUUAACGUGUAACCUCAAGCUUUUUUUCACAAGCAGAUUUGGUGCCAUAUUUCGAAGUUACUGUACAUAGUUGAAUUGUAAUAAUUACACUUAGCCUUUUCCCUGUGCGGUGUAGAUGGGCUUCACUUGAAUGGGGAAACAGGGGUUCGGGUGGUAAUGAAGAUUAAUCAUAGAUUGCCAGCUUCAACAAUAUGUAUUAUUAAUGUGCCCUUUGUUAAGCCUUCGCCCUCUGAUGGAGAAUAUGUGUUCCGAAAAGUGUCCCCCCCCCCCCCUUCCCUCCCUCCCCUCCCUUAUGGACUUUGAAAAGGCAUGUUACUGAAGCAUUGAUAGAAUGGAUAGAUUAUGACAUGUAACUUAAAAAGAGACUGUUUUAUUUAUUUGCAUCCUGCUCCUGUGAAAUGUAAUACUCAGCAUGCAUGAAGAUGAAAAAUAUAAAGAGACAUUAACAUAGAAUCCCAUUGAGGGAAUAUUGAAAGUGAAUAACUGAAAGGCUCCAGAACUGCAGCAAUAAUAAUAUAAUAUAGUAUGUGAAAAAAUAUGUGAAUAAAUUAUUAUGCAAACAGAGA
This is a messenger RNA of Etheostoma cragini (Arkansas darter), 4345 nucleotides long. Its product is annotated as gap junction delta-2 protein-like. Gene Ontology annotation, biological process: cell communication. The record is from RefSeq and is a predicted model, not a curated record. NCBI's taxonomy places the organism in Eukaryota, Metazoa, Chordata, Actinopteri, Perciformes, Percidae. The coding region runs from base 1734 to 2723 and encodes 329 amino acids. The transcript has 3 exons. Gene Ontology annotation, cellular component: connexin complex.